ACGGAAUAUACUUUAAAUAAGAAUAUUUGAAAAAAUAAAGCACUAGAUUAUUGAGACAUUAUAGUAAUGUAUAUAUGUAUAUACUUUUAUACAGGGUAAAAAAUUUAUUUUUGUAAAUAUUACGAUGUUGGUAAUGAAAAAUUUAUUAAUAUUAAAUAUAAUAACAUUUUGAUCCAAGUGUCAUUUGUCUUACGGAUUUUAAGACUGAACAUUCACAUUUAAAUAUCGGUAAAAGAAUGGAAAAUUCAGGAGCAGUUACAAUUGAAGGAGAAAAUUAUGAAGUAGUAGAUGAAUGUAUCGAAGAAGAAGAUACAUCUAAUAAUAUACAACAAUCUAAAUGUUUGAACAAUAUAGAAAAACAAUUUAUAAAUAUUAAAUCCUUAGAUAAUAAUGUAAUAAAUAAAAAUGUAGAUCAUAUUGAAAAUACAAAUAUGAAGGAAAACAAAAAUAUAAAAAUAAAAAAAAAAGAAAAUUUAGAGAGAAAUGAAGAUAUUGGAAAAAUUAAAGGCAUAAAUAUAGAGAAAAACAAAGAUAUAGGUAUGGAAAAAAAUCAAGAAGUUUCAGAAAGUUCCAUAAAUUUAACAGAUAAUAUACUAUUGAAUAAUUCAAAUUCUAAUAAUAAUGAUCAAAACAAUACAUCAAACACAGAAGAUAAAUGUCUGCAACAAUCAACUAUGGAAUCAAUUGAUUUUACUGCUGAUAUUACUUUAGAUCAAUUAGAUCAACAAAAAGAUGUAACAGAUGAAGAUGUCUUACAUCAUUUAGAUGAAAUUGAAAAUAUUGUAUUAGAUUCUACAGAUUUCCAAUUACCAGAAGAAUGUACAGGAAAUCAAUUACUAGAAGCAGAUAUGAAAAAUCAAUCUUCUAAUUCAGAAAAUAAACUUAUUAAAGACAAUAAUACAAAUGAAAAUAUUAAUGUUGAUAAAAAAACAUUAUACAUUUUAGAUAAAGAAAUAAAGCAAGAAAUAAAAGAAGAAGAAUGUACAGAAAAUGACUGGUAUGAGCAGAAGCUUAUUGAGAAAGAAACAAUUAUAAAAGAACGACUUUCAAAAGUAGCUAGAGUUUUAGGAAUUUCUUACCCAUGUUAUGAAAAAUGGUUAGAAUAUGAAGAAAAGAUAAAUGGAUCUCCCUUGUGUAAAUUAAAACCUUCUCGGCGCUGUUGUUUAGAUAAGCCUUAUACUAAUCGUUGGAAAUUUAUUUGCAACAGAAAAGAAAUACAUGAAUCUAUUACAAAAAUAGAAAAUUCUGAUAGUUCUUUUAAUAAAGAUAAAAAAAUAAUUUGGAAAUUGGAAGCCAGUGGAGCAUGGGGUGUAAAUAUAAAUAAUGAAUCUCAAUUUCCACCUUUUGUAUUGCGUGCUGUAAAAAUAUUUGAAGAUUUUCUUCAAACAACAGAACAAUUAACCUCACAAAAUUCUAUAGAUGAAAAUUUUUCUGAUGAUGUAUCUAUAGAUGCAGAAUCAAAAAAAGACACAAGUAAUGAAGGAAAACAAGAUUGGUUAUGGUUGGUAGUACGUUGCAAUAGUAUGGAUGAACUUAUGUUAUUUGCAACUGGAGAAAAUAUUACUCGUUCUACAAUGGAUAGACUGAAACAAGUUUAUGAAUCUGGACCUGGAAAAGAUUGCAAUGUUAAAUCUCUAUAUUGCAAGUCUACAAAUAGAUAUGAUGGUACUGCUGUUACGGAUACAACAUUUCUAGUAGGAUCAGAAGCUUUGGAUGAAAUUGUUGGAGGAUUAAAAGUCCAACUUGCACCUAAAACAAACUUUUGGUCAAAUUCUGCAGGAGCAGAAAAUGUGGCAAAUGCAGUAAUAGAUUUACUUGCACCUAGUCCAAAAACAACAGUACUUGAAAUAGGAUGUGGUAUUGGUCUUAUUGGAUUGAUGAUGGCAUCUAAAUGUCAACAAGUUAUAGGAGUGGAUUCUCCAUCAGAGGUAGAAGAAGCUGAAAUGACAUGUGAAUUAAAUAACAUAAAAAAUGCUUCAUUCAUUAUGGGAUCUCCUUCUGAAGUAACAAAUCAAAUUAUUGCAGCGGUUAAAAAUCGUAAAACAUGUGCGAUAAUUAAUGCAAAUACUAAUAUUGGUCGAGCAAUUGAGGUAAUGACAGCUCUUAGAAAAAUUCCAUCUCUUAAACGAAUAGUAAUGAUAACAACAUUAACUAAACAAUCAGUACGUGCUAUAUUAGAAUUAGCUCGACCUGGAGAUCAUGGUCAUGGAUCAGCAUUUAUUCCUGUUUUGGCAUGUGUUGUUGAUACUUUACCUAUUGGUCCUCAUUUUGAAGCAGUUAUUUUAAUGCAGCGACGAAUGAUAAAUAAAUUUAAUCAGCUAUGGUUUCAAAAAACUAUAGAGGAAGAUGUCAAAAAUCCAGAAACCAAAAUUAUUCAAGAAAAUGAACAAAAUGUUGAUGAAACAGAUAAAACAUUGAGCAAAGGACUUGAAUUAAAAACUAAAAUAAACUUUAAUAAAUUAGUAAAAAAUCCCGUAAGAAAAUCGAAAACAUCAAUAAAAAAAGUAUUUUAUACAAAAAAUAUUGAGAAUUCAUUUUCAAAAAAUAAAUUUAAAGGAAAGCGUUCCCAUUCUCCGGACAAAGGAGAAACACCACCAAAAAAAUUAAUAAAAAAAUUUAAUAAAAUAGGUGCUAAACCAUGGCAUAUAGAUAUAGCAGCAAAAAAGAAAAAAGAUUGGAAUACAGAAAGUCCACAAUUAUGUGUUAAUCCUUUUUACGAAAAAAAAAUGCGAGAACCUAAAGAACAAACUGAUUUAAGAGAAAGAUUAUCUAAUAAUCGACUAGAUAUAGAUAUUGCUCAAACGGUUAAAGAACAUCAAGCUCUUUUAGAAAUAGCGAAGGAAAAAUUAAGCGGACCAGCACCGACUGUUGAUAUAAAUACUGCAAAACAAUUGCAAAAUAUGUUAAAUAUGGUUUUAGAACAAACAAAUAAACUUCAAAGUCAAUUACCUCGUUCUGUUUGGGAUCGUAUUGCUUCACCAGGAAAUAUAAAUUCGGAUCAAAGAGAAAAUAAGCAAAAUGAUUCUAUUUUGAAAGGCCGUUACGUUCAAGAAAUGGGUUCCCAAGAUAUUCUAAUUACUAUGCCAAAUAAGAGAUUUCUAAAUGAUGAAAAGCCUGUAACAAAACCGAUUUAUAAAAAAUAUCAUAAUAUACCACCUUUAGAACCAAAUACAGUCCUGCCAAUAUUACAAGCAAUUGAUCAUAAAGAAGAAAGAUCAUUUCGUACAACACCUGAACGAUUUAGCAGAUCGUUUCAGGUUGAAAUAGAUCAAAAUAGAGAUAAAACUUUUGAAAAAAAUCGUUGGAAUGAAGUAGAAAAUAUGAAAAAAUCAAUUUCACCUAUGAGAAGACAAAAUUCUCCUGUUAAACAUCGUGUAACUCCUCCAAAAAGACUUUCUCCUAAACGUCCAUUGUUAUCACCUCCAAGACGUUUAUGUUCUCCUCCAAGAAGACAUUUUUCUCCUCUUCGCCGUCCUAUGUCACCUGUAUACAGACAACGUUCUCCUAUAAGACGUCCUAUAUCUCCAUUACGACGACCAAUGUCACCUUUAAGACAACCUUUGUCACCGAGACGACUUUCACCGCGAAGAACUGAAAUGACUAUGAAUCGCCCAAUGUCACCAUUAAGACAUCAAAUUUCACCACGACAAAUAUCUCCUAUGAGAUCUACUGCAUCUCCUUCUAGAAGACAAUCAUCAUCAAUGAAACAUCCAAUAUCUCCUUUAAGAAGAGAAAUUCCAUCUCCUAAUCGAAUGAUAUCUUCUAAUAGACAGGAAAUAUUUUCUAGACAGCAAACAUCAACAAUGAGACAUGCAGAAUCACCACAUAGAUUGAUUUUUGAACGUUCUACGUUAUCACCAAGACAACAACAUUCUCCUCAAAGACGACAAAUGUCACCAUCAAGAUUUAUUGAUGAUUGGGAUAUACCAAGUAGAGGAGCCAUUGAACAAACUUGGUCUCGACCUGUUGAACGAAACAUGUCUGAACAAAACAUUUGGCAAAUUGAAAAAACGCCAACAUCCAAUAAUAAUUGGGAUAAUGAUAGGCGUCGUAAAACUUUUUAUCAAGAAAAGUGGGAAACUGUUAAAGAUCCUAUUCGUAAUGAUACCUGGAAUAAUGAUGGAAAUUCUUGGAAUUCUAAACAAACUUUACACACAAAACCUAUGAUGAAGGAAUCAUGGUCAAGUUCUGAUAAUAGAUGGUCAGUAACAUCUAUACCCAGCAGUAGUAAUGAUAAUUGGAAUAUUCGCGGUAAAGAAAGUUUCACUGCUUGUAAAGAAUCUUGGAUAGAUAAUAAAAAACAAGCUAGGUGGGAAUUAAUAAAUAUUAAAGACUCUUGGAAACAAUGUGACAAAGAAGAUUUAAAUGAUUUACCAGAAGAUGCGAAAGAUCCUUGGGGAGAUGAUGGUGCUAUAGAUUUAAAAGAAAGAUGGCUUAAAUUUGAAAAUACUAAUACAUCAAAUACAUGGAUACGAGAAAAUGAACAACAAAAAGGAGAUUCAUGGACAAAAAAUAAUAAAGAUAAUUGGCAAAAUAAAGCAUUAUCUUUUGGUACAAAAUCUCAAUGGCAAAAUAAUAGUAAUCAAAAUGUUGGAGAAUCACAUUGGCUUCCUCAAGAUAAUAUUGAUAAGAAAACUACAUCUACUGGUUGGCAAAAUGGAAAUGCUAUAGGAUCUUGGCAAUUUAAAAAUUCUAAUUUUCAAUCACAACGUUCUUUUCCUACAACUCAAUUCAAAAGUUCAUAUUAAAAUUUGUGUUAUUUAAGUUAAUGAUAAUGUUAAUUAUCAACAAUUUUAUUGUUUCAAAUAUUUUUACAAAAUGUCAGUUUAUUACAUACGUCACAAAGGGGAAUUUAUAUUUGUUUUAAUAAUAGUAUAGAAUAUAUUUAAGAUUUAUAAAAUAAAUAAUUAUAUAUACACUUGAAUCUUAAAAUGUUUAAGUUUAUAUUAUAAGAUUAUCAUCAGUAAUUAUGAUCAAUGUGAAUAAAUAUUCACUUUUGUUUUUUAUAGUUAUAUUUUGUUAUCUUCAUA
Apis laboriosa (Himalayan honeybee) is the source of this 5030-nucleotide messenger RNA. RefSeq lists its product as uncharacterized. Gene Ontology annotation, molecular function: RNA methyltransferase activity. The transcript has 10 exons. NCBI's taxonomy places the organism in Eukaryota, Metazoa, Arthropoda, Insecta, Hymenoptera, Apidae. Gene Ontology annotation, biological process: RNA processing. The record is from RefSeq and is a predicted model, not a curated record. Bases 237 to 4748 code for a protein of 1503 amino acids.